This is a messenger RNA of Penicillium atrosanguineum, 714 nucleotides long. Its product is annotated as putative 2-hydroxychromene-2-carboxylate isomerase. NCBI's taxonomy places the organism in Eukaryota, Fungi, Ascomycota, Eurotiomycetes, Eurotiales, Aspergillaceae. Gene Ontology annotation, cellular component: peroxisome; mitochondrion. Gene Ontology annotation, molecular function: glutathione transferase activity; glutathione peroxidase activity. Gene Ontology annotation, biological process: glutathione metabolic process. The record is from RefSeq and is a predicted model, not a curated record. The transcript has 3 exons. Bases 1 to 714 code for a protein of 237 amino acids.
AUGGCGAACCCAAAGAUCACCCUCUACGUGGACGUGAUCAGUCCGUUCGCAUAUAUCGCGUUUCACGUGUUGAAGGCAAGCGCAUAUCUCCGUAUUCCUCCCAAGAACAGGUCUAACAUAGAUUUUCAGAACUCACCGACAUUCGCCAAGGUCGAUGUCACCUAUGUCCCAAUCUUACUAGGGGGUCUGAUGCAGGCCUGCAAUAAUUCGCCUCCUAUCAACAUCAAGAACAAGGACAAAUGGAUCAACAAAGAGCGCGAGAGAUGGGCCAAGUACUUCUCAGUCCCUAUGGCAGAUAAGACGCCUGAUGGUUUCCCUGUCCGGACGCUAGCUGUCCAGCGCGCGCUGUGCGCGCUUUCCCAAAAGGCGCCCGCGAAGAUGCCCGCUGUUCUUGAGGCUCUGUACCGUGCGUUCUGGGUUGAGAGGAACUCUAAGAUUGGAGAGCCGGAGGGCUUUCAACCCAUUUUGGAGAGUGUUCUUGGCAAGCAGGACACAGAGGAGAUUCUUUCAGCUAUGGGUCAACCGGAUGUCAAAGGUCUCUUGAUGUCGAACACAGAUCGAGCAUUCAAAGAGGGAGCCUUUGGUCUUCCGUGGUUUGUGUGCACGGAUGCAAAUGGCAAGACCGAAGGAUUCUGGGGAGUUGAUCAUCUCGGUCAGGUGGCUGAUUUCCUGGGCCUGGACCGCAGAGAUGCAGGAUUCAAGGCUCUUCUUUAA